UACUCGGUUACAAUUUCCAGAUAAAGCGCCUACCCCUCAAGCACCACAGACACAUAUUUUAAAAUGGUUGAAUGAAGACAAGGCAGGUGCAGUGGGAUACUGUCUGAGUUUUGAUGACAGUGCUGCGACGUGCCCUGCGUACGUCGGCGGGAAAGGAGCCUCCUUAGCACUAUUAGCUUCUGUGCAGCACGACGAGGGUUACAAAGUGCCGCCUGGUUUCUGUUUAACCACAAAGGCGUUGGAAAGGCAACUUGAAGUUUACCCGGAGUUAGUUCUGGCUAUAAAAGGCAUCGAGGCUGCUAAUGAAGACUAUGAUGAAAACAUUUUUAAACAAAAAUGUGAGACAGCCGUGGAGUUAUUUAUGAAAACUGAUAUAUCAGAAGAUAUCAAAGAAGAAGUAUUGAAGCACUUGAAUGAUUUAAGGAUAAAAAUUAAGGAACAGAAUUUAAGUAUAGAAGAACGCUUUGCAGUGAGAUCAUCAGGUGUGGGAGAGGACAGCGAGGCGACGUCUGCAGCUGGACAGAACGAGACGGUGCUGGGCUGUGUGGGCGAGGCGGAGGUGCUGCGCGCGGUGCGGCGCUGCUGGGCCUCCAUGUUCGCCUUUAACAGCGCUUAUUAUCGCCGACAAAACGGUCAACCGUGUUCGUGCGGAGGCGGGGUUGUGGUACAGGCAUUAGUGCGAGCGCGCGCUGCUGGUGUGUUGUUCACACGACACCCUCUCGGUGACCCUUCAACACUUCUCAUCACUGCUAACUACGGCCUUGGAGAGAGUGUGGUAUCUGGUUCAGUUGAACCUGAUUCAAUAAUAGUAAAGCGUGAAACAAACGAACUAAGGAUAGCUAAAAUCGAUCUGGGAUCGAAGAAAGAACGAGUAAAACCCGAUGGCGAUGGUGUGACUGUAGAAAUGGUGUCCGAAGAAGAGCGCAAAGUACCUUGCCUGACUGUUUCGGAGAUAUUAAAGCUGGCAAAAAUAGGCGUCUCACAAGAAGAAUUGUGGGGUGCCGGUAGAGAUAUUGAAUGGGCUAUUUGCGAUGAUGUCAUAUAUUUGUUACAAGCACGUCCCAUCACGUCGUCAGAGCGCUGGACAGAGGAGGAACUCUUGCACGAACUGGAUUUUCCCAUCAUGUCGGACGACGAGUUACUCACAUUCGCUAACACAGGAGAGGUACUUCCAAAACCUAUAACACCUAUGACUUACGACCUGGUGGUGACGCCUCUGCAAAAAGGUAUCGACAGUGUGAUCGGAUGCAAUGGUGACCACUACGACCGCAGUGUCGCUGUAUCACACAACAGAUGUGCCCUUGUUCUUUACAACUCGGUAUACCGUCGUAUGCCGCCUCAGAUAGACAUCGGUAUACGUAUGAUAGAGAUGGCGGUGCACGGACACAAGGUCGCUGAUGACAACAUCGUCAGUACUGCGCUGCACAGGCGCCGGCCGCACUUCCUAGACAGAGCCCUCACUAUAGCAUCUAUGAUUAAGUCAGUAAUCUUGACGAAGUCGAAAAUGAAUGAUACGAUCAAACGAGUGAAUAAAAUGAACUUGGAGAUGGAAACGAGUGAUCCUCUGGAGUACUUGAACAGGCUGGUGUCAAGUCUGCCGGAGAAGAUGCAGGGGUACAGCUCCAACCACAGCCACACCAGUUCGGCAAGCACCUUCACACAGUUCAUCGCAAUGAGUAUACUGCUGGAGGGGAAGGAAGAUUUCACACCAGAGCACUGCAGUGAAAUAGGCCUCCUGCUCAGUUCUGGUGAUGUGCUGUCAGCCGAGGUACCUCUCGCUCUGGCUGAUAUUACAAGGAAGCUGGAAGAGUCCGGAAAAGCUGAGGAAUUCCGUGUUCUGGAACCUAGAGACGCUAUGACGUGGCUGCGAAAAAAACUUCCUCACGUGCACAUGGAUAUAUGCCAGUUCCUAGAGCAACAUGGCCACAGAGCUAUUAUGGAGUUCGAUUUAGCGACAAAACCAUGGGCACUUGUACCAGAGGAAUUCAUAAAAGUGCUACAAACUAUGCCAAUGACCAAAGAUGAAAAUAAAAUAACCAAAAGUAAUGCCGAAAUUAUUGCAUCUCUAAAGACACCUCAGAAACCCAGCACACGAAAAGCACUUCGUUGGAUCCUACCUUUAUGUCAUCGUUCAGUUCGUCACCGCGAAGGAACGAAGGCGCAUUUGAUCCUCGCGAUACACAAACUGAGAAUGUCGAUACUAAAACUGGCGAAACUAUUGGUACGUCAGUGGUACUUGCCUCAUCCUGAUCUUAUAUUCUUCUUCAGACUAAAUGAACUCCGAGCUUAUAUAGUGAAGAGAAAUCCAGCCUUAUUGAGGAAGGCUAUACAGCGUCAACAAUUGUACCCCGGCUGGUGUAAGCUCAAGUUCGCGGAGGUGAACACUGGCUGGUUUGACCCCGUGCCCACCGCCGGGCCUGCGGUCACUGCCGGUGACGUCACGAUACAGGCGACCUCUGUCUGCGGCGGGGAAGUCGUGGGCAGGGCUUGCGUUGUCAAAGAUCUCUCAGAGAUAAGAGAGUUGCAGUCAGGAGACAUAUUGAUAACAGACUCCACGGAUAUCGGAUGGUCACCAUACUUCCCGCUGCUGAGCGGCAUCGUCACAGAACUAGGCGGUCUUAUAUCCCACGGAGCGGUGAUAGCUCGUGAGUACGGUCUGCCGUGUAUAGUGGGCGCCACAAAUGCCACGAGCGCCUUCGUUACCGGCGACACAGUGCGGCUCUGUGCUACAACAGGCACCGUGCAGAGAGUGCAUCUGCACACUGCUCAAACUGUAGCUGAUUAAUUGUUUUGUAUGAAGCAAUUGAAUAAAUGUGAUUGAACUGUUCUUUGCUUAUUAUU
This is a messenger RNA of Papilio xuthus (Asian swallowtail), 2841 nucleotides long. RefSeq lists its product as uncharacterized. The transcript is spliced from 16 exons. The coding region runs from base 362 to 2785 and encodes 807 amino acids. Gene Ontology annotation, molecular function: ATP binding; kinase activity. NCBI's taxonomy places the organism in Eukaryota, Metazoa, Arthropoda, Insecta, Lepidoptera, Papilionidae. Gene Ontology annotation, biological process: phosphorylation. The record is from RefSeq and is a predicted model, not a curated record.